AUGAAGGCGUUUAAUGCCUGGCGAGCUAGUGAUGGAGGUAAUAAAAGCUCCAUGGAUGCCGUCACAGAGCUACAGCAAGUCAUUUUAAAGAAAGAUCUGAUGAUUCUGAGUCUACAGACCCAAUUGGAUGCAUAUACGACACGAUUUGGUGUCUUAUCGACGGAUCUUUUAACCCAAUUAGCACAAUCGGAUACAAAUUAUACCACGGAAUUAAAUUUAAAUCGGAAGGAAUUAGCAGUCGAAAGUAAAGUUUUACGAGUAUCAGAUAAAACACCGUCUUCUAUUGUAGCCACGUCGCCUGCGUCAUUAAACGAUCGAGUCACUUUGGACACAGACAAAGAGGUACAAAAAUGUGUUGGUAAAAAUGUGGUACUAGACUUUGUCCAAGACUCGCCCAUGUUUCGACGUCAAGUGGAAGAUUUUGAAGAGUCUCUUAUGGGAUUACGAGCUCUUAUAAAAGAGCUUGUAAUCCAUUCAAAAGAGUACGCAGCUGCAGGAAAAUCUUUUGGUAAAGAGGAGACGGCACUGGCAGAUGAAUUGGUCCAGCGCAAACAUGCACGUGCUCUUUUUUCUACAAGUUUUUCGGAACUCGGGAGUUUACCGGAAUUAUUUCGUGAAAUGCACGAUAUAUUGGCACAGGUACAGAGUUCACGUGUGAACAUGUUGCUUCGUGUCGAGUCGUUACUGAGUAGAUUGAUACAACAAUUUACGGAGAAAGAAUUGCUGAAAGAAGCUGGAGAAUUACGGAAAGAUGUGACAAAGCUGGGUGAUGAAUAUGAAACGCUUCUUGCUAAGCUACUGAGCAAACCUAGACAACCAGAACAACUAUCAAACGAAACAGUAACUCCUACUGGAUCGGGAGAUUUGGUUGGAAUGCUGGGACUAGGCAGCCCUGCAUUGUCCGGUAGUGGAGCUGGUGAUCCCACAAGUACGGGGACGCCACCAGUCUCUGUUUCUAGUGGUAGCAGUAGUAUUUUUAGUUCAGAUCCGGGGCCAACGACUAGUGGAAGUGAGAAACGUCAGCGAGCUAUGGAGCGAGAAGUGAUGGUAGCACGCCAACGGUUUGAACUGGCUCGCUUUGACCUCGUUCGGUAUCUAAAUCGAGUCGACUGCAUGAAGAAGCUCGUUUUGACAGAGUGCUUCAAUUCCAUUAUGUACGCGCACCUGGGUCACUAUCACGCAUGCCACGAGCUGAUUAAGUCUGUGGAGCCUACGCUGCGUAAACGUCAAGAGAUGAUGCAAGUUUCACGCAAGGAUUUUGAGCGGGACGAGUUGAUGUGGUCAUCACAGCGGGAGAUUCUCGACAACCGGUUAUCGCAAGAUGUCGACACUUUCAGUAUUAACCUUGGGUCUAAUGAAUCUUCACCAGUGGCAUCAGGUGUGCUGAGCGUUGAUUCAGCCGUUUCAACCGCAUCGUUCCCAUCGCUUGACUUGCCUGUUGAGGUAAUCUCAAGUGACACUUUUAGUAGCCGAGAGACCGUGGCCACUUGUUCUGGCGGUCUUGCAAAGCAGGGCUAUUUGUUCGUUCGUAACUCAAUGUUUCCGGCUAGAAGCUGGAAACGACGUUGGUUCCAGAUUCAUGCUGGCAAGCUAUUUCAGACUACAUUUCGUGGUAGUAGUGGAAGGCAUCCUAGUGGAAGUUUGACUCUUGUGUGUGAUUUAUUACUCGCUCGAGUGCGUGAAUUAGAGGGUUCAUGUCUUCCUUUCUGCUUUGAGGUUAUCGACGCGAAUCGCACAAAACUUUUACUGCAAGCGGCCACUGCUCAUGACAUGUUCGAGUGGAUUGAGGCUGCACGCCAUAGCACCGAAAGCGCACUAGAAAAGCAAAGCCAUCGCCAGGAGGUGCAUCCGGAGCAACAGUCGGUCAUUGACGAGUUAACCAAGGCAAAUCCAUGCUGUGCGGACUGUGGACAGGAGCCAGCUGAGUGGGUAUCGAUUAAUAUUGGAUGUCUAUUGUGCAUUGAGUGCUCGGGCAUCCACCGCAGUCUAGGUGUGCACGAAUCCAAGGUACGAUCACUAGCCUUAGACUCAUGGGAUAUGUCCCUCCUUACGCUGCUUCGUGACGAGCUCGGGAAUAACACGGUAAAUGCUAUAUGGGAGCACUCGGUGCCUGAUAGCUGGACCAAACCGACAUCUACGACAAUUCGGGACGAAAAGGCUCGAUUUAUAAAAGCUAAGUAUCAUCUCCAUGGUUUUGCCGAACCCGAUGCAACGUUGCAUGCAUUGAAGGAUGAUGAUAGUGUAUUUAAGCAAGAAUUGGCCAAGCGGUUCAUCGCCGGAGCUUCACGUGGAAAUGUAAAAGAGUUAAUGUGGUGCUUAGCACAUGGGGUAGACGUCAAUGUACGCGCUGGUGAGCAGAACAAAACGGCACUACAUGUAAGCGCUGCUGCAGGCGCUGCAACCUGUUGCGACUAUCUCGUGCUUAACGGUGCGAGCCUGACGCUAACUGACAAAUACGGGCAUUUGCCGUACGACGCUGCCAAGCCUGGGGGAGUUGAAACCAUUAAGCUUGCACUUACGCAGAAAACGAGUCUCGAACAAAAUCAGGUGCAGAGCGACACUUGCAAGCAGCACAGGCCUGACUGA
Molecule: messenger RNA, 2586 nt
Organism: Peronospora farinosa
Lineage: Eukaryota; Oomycota; Peronosporomycetes; Peronosporales; Peronosporaceae
Source: the annotation of a GenBank genome assembly